AUGAGUGCCGGAAACUCACUGCUACCGCGAGGCGGUUACGAGCUCACACCCGAGCAGCAACUCGCUAAAGAAAUCGCCGAAACCACCAACGGAAACCUCUCCAAGUACCUCAUGAUCGUCUGUGGUGCUGUCUCUGCUGCUGUUAUCGUCUGGAAGGUCUGCGAGCGAAUUAUCCGACUUACUCGACAUGUUUCUUGCUUGAACAACGACAAGCAGCGCUACUUCGCUAUCCCCAACCAGAAGUUUGCGGCCCUGAAGCGCCACCUUCUUUACGCUCCCGUCUUCAGCAAGCGCCACAACCGCGAAAUCCAGCUAAGCAAGGCCAUCAACGUUGGAACUCUACCCACCCGUUUCCAACUGCUUUUCCUCGUGUCCUACUUCGUUUCCAAUGUCGUCUGGUGUGUUAUCGACAUCGAUUAUUCCGCUGAUAUGGCCACCGCCUGCGGUGUCAUUCGCAACCGCACUGGUGUCCUCUCCACUGUUAACAUGGUCCCUCUCUUCCUUCUGGCCGGACGAAACAACCCUCUCAUCCCCCUCUUGAACAUCUCCUUUGACACCUACAACCUGAUCCACCGUUGGUUUGGCCGUAUUGUCAUUCUUGAGGCUCUCGCUCAUACCCUUGCCCACUAUGGUAAGAACGGCUGGGUCUUCACCCCUCCUGCGGGCAACUUUAUCCUUCCCGGCUUUGUUGCCACAUGCUCCUUUGUCUUCCUCGGCAUCCAGGCUUCUAGUCCUCUUCGCCAUGCCUUCUAUGAGGUCUUCAAAGCUCUCCACAUCCUCGCUGCCACCGCCGCCGUCGUGGGAUUGUACUAUCACUUGUCCGCAUCCCCUGGUCUGUUCAAGUGGCUCUGCUACGUUUAUGGCGUGAUCGCUCUCUGGAGUUUCGACCGCACCUAUCGCAUUUGGCGUGUCGUUCGCUCCCACGUGGGAGGUUCGCGCUCCCGAACCAUUGUCGAAGCCCUCCCUGGAAAUGCCGUCCGAUUGACCAUGACUCUGGCUCGCCCAUGGAACGCCGCCCCUGGACAACACGCCUAUCUCUACAUGCCCGCCAUCAGCUAUUGGCAAUCUCACCCCUUCUCCGUCGCCUGGUACGAUGGCGUCGAGGAUGUCAAGAGCGACCGAUUAGCCACUACUAACCAAGAUCUUUUGGCUAUGCAACAACAACGGGUUUCUUUCAUCAUCCGAGGCCGAACCGGCAUGACUGACAGCCUCUACAAGAAGGCAGUCGCUGCCCCUGGAGGUCGUUUCGAGACAAGCUGCUUCGCCGAGGGCCCUUAUGGUGGACACCACUCUUUCGACUCUUACGGCACUGUGGUUCUCUUCGCUGGAGGUGUCGGCAUCACUCACCCCGUCCCCUAUAUCAAGCAUCUUGUUGAGGGCUACUCCGAGGGUACUGUCGCAACUCGAAGGAUCCUGUUAGUCUGGACCAUUCAGACUCCCGAGCAUCUGGAGUGGAUCCGCCCCUGGAUGACUGAGAUCUUGGGCAUGGACAAGAGAAGGGAUGUUCUCCGAAUCAUGCUCUUUGUCAGCCAGCCUCGCUCCACCAAGGAAAUCCACAGCCCCUCGUCAACUGUCCAGAUGUUCCCUGGACGACCCAACAUCAACACUCUCUUGGGCAUGGAGCAAGAGCACCAGGUUGGUGCCAUGGCUGUCACAGUCUGUGGCCCUGGUGCUCUCAGUGACGAGGUUCGCCUGGCUGUCCGAAACCGCCAGGACCGAUCCCACAUCGAUUUCAUCGAGGAGGCGUUCACGUGGUAA
This is a messenger RNA of Fusarium mangiferae, 1758 nucleotides long. RefSeq lists its product as uncharacterized. Gene Ontology annotation, biological process: intracellular iron ion homeostasis; copper ion import; iron ion transport. Gene Ontology annotation, molecular function: ferric-chelate reductase activity. Gene Ontology annotation, cellular component: plasma membrane. The transcript has 3 exons. The record is from RefSeq and is a predicted model, not a curated record. The coding region runs from base 1 to 1758 and encodes 585 amino acids. NCBI's taxonomy places the organism in Eukaryota, Fungi, Ascomycota, Sordariomycetes, Hypocreales, Nectriaceae.